Penaeus indicus is the source of this 1905-nucleotide messenger RNA. RefSeq names its product PRELI domain-containing protein 2-like. The record is from RefSeq and is a predicted model, not a curated record. Gene Ontology annotation, biological process: phospholipid transport. The coding region runs from base 470 to 1024 and encodes 184 amino acids. Gene Ontology annotation, cellular component: mitochondrial intermembrane space. Gene Ontology annotation, molecular function: phosphatidic acid transfer activity. Lineage: Eukaryota; Metazoa; Arthropoda; Malacostraca; Decapoda; Penaeidae. The transcript is spliced from 6 exons.
UACCCGACUCUGCCUGCACGUCGUCGCCCCCGCGUGCCUCGGGUCACGGACGGACCUCUACCUGACGGCGACGACGAAGAGGGCGAAGAGGGUAACGAAGAGGACGAGAGCGACGAAGAAGGCGACGAAGAGGGUGACGAAGACGAUGAAAAAAGUGAAAAAGGCGACGAAGAGGGUGAAGAAAGGGGCGAAUAGGAUGGUGAAGAAGGCGACGAAGAAGGCGAAAAAGGUGACGAAGAAGACGACGGAAUUGGCGAAGAAGGCGACGAUGGCGACGAACAGAGUGACGAGGAGGACGAAGAGGUCGGCGUAGGAAAACCGCAGUCACGCGCCGACCCUCACGUCCGCACCGAAGGGCCUCGGGUCGUGUCUCUCUCUCUCGGUUUUCUUUUGUUAAAUGUGCAGGAAGUUUGCAUUUUAGAGUGAGCAGCUCCGGGUUGUUCGUCGUGACAGGUUGCUGGUGUUGACAAUGACAGUGACAGUCACGGCAGAGCACAUCUACCAGGCGCCAGUCGAACUCGUGGCGGCCACACACCUCACAAAAUUUCCGAACGAGUAUGACAAGGACAUCAUCUCUUGCAAUAUUAUAGAGAGAAACACAGACAAGGAAGGAAGAUUGUAUACCAAGAGAGUCGCAGCCGUGCGGAAUGUGCUGCCUACAUUUCUGCGGAGGGUGGCAAGCUUACAAGUGGAGAAACUGGAACUCCAAGAGGAAUGCUGGUGGGACAGAAAAAGGAGAACUUUUGAUGUUGAAUCUGAAAACCUCUCUGUGUCAGACUGGGUCACGAUGAAGGAGGCCUCCACUUACAAGCCACAUCAUCAGAAUCCGAAUUGGACGCAAUUCAAUCAGGAGGGCACACUCACCGUCCACGGCCUUGGGAGAAUUGGUUCCCUCAUUGAACUUUUUGGUAAAAGGUUCUUAAGCGUUGGUGCUCAGCGGGGUAUUACCAUCACCGAAACUCUCAUGGCUGAGCGCUCAAAGAGGUUCUCGAGAGUCUGGUAUUCAGAAUUUCUCUUUGCAUAAGGUCAGCAGACCUACGUGAAGUGUUAUUCCUAAUCACGACAGUAAGAAUAUCUAGUCUGCAACUUUAGAAAUCUUGCUCAUUGCGCUGUCAACAUCUGAAGAGUCUUCCUAGUAAUAAUAAUAACAAAGGGAAAGCAUUAGAUAUGAGACAGUAUCUUGGAUUUUCUUUUUCUCAUGAAUGAUUUCAGGAACUUGGAUAAUUUUUGUAUUUUUCCACUUUUGUGUAUGUUGUAAAGAGGUGAUAUUUAGUCUUAGGAUUUUGUAUUGAGAAGAAAUAGCAUAAUUAGGGUUUAGUGAGCAGAUUUUUCAGGCAGAAAGAAUAUAGGGGUCUUAUCUUUUAGUACGUGUAAAUUUUUUUAUUCAUUGUAUAUGGUACUGGUGAUUUUUAGGUAGCACGUUUUGUACUUUUGAACGUAGGAGGUGAUAAUUAUAGUACUUAGACAAUAUUCCAGUUUUUGUUUAGAAAUCUGCUUGCAAUGACAAAUCAUUCCAGGGAUCCAACUGCUUAAGAAGGUCGUAAAUGUAGCAAAUGUAAUAAAAGCCACGUGAAGGAAGCGAUUACAGCUUUUUUUAUCUGAAGAACAAGUCAGGUUUAUUGCUUUAUGUUUUAUUUAAAGUUAAAUCUGUGUCUUUUCUCUGUGUGGGUGGCUGGUAAUCAUAGAUGACAAUAUGAACAAAGAGAGCCCUGCAAAAUGUUGAAUGUAAAUGUUUGAUAUUGAAAAGAUUGAAAUCUUCAAGAAACACUUUGCUGUGGGCAAGUCUUAGUUAAUGAUUGCUGUGAAUAGGUAUAAUAAUAUUUAAGAGUUUCCUUUUAUAUUUUGGUGUACACUCGUUAAAUCUUAUUGUGAAUAUGUUCAAACAAAUAAAAGGCAAAAAUUUAA